AUGGCGUCUCGUAUCCCUUCAGAUCUUCUCUAUGAAAUCUUUUCACGACUACCCAUCAAGUCACUUUUCCGAUUCAGGUGCGUCUCUUCUCUAUGGCGCAGCAUCAUCGACGAUCCAUGCCUCGCUUAUAUGCAGCAAACCCGAUGUGCUGAAGAACCUAACGUUUUAGUUUUCCACCAUCCCGGCAAGACAACGGACGUAAUAUUUAGCCCGGAAGGGAGACUCUCAGAGGCUAGUUUGCGUAGUUUUUCAAAGUUUGUAACUUUGAAAGGCUAUAAUCUACAGUGCAUCUGUAAUGGGCUGUCUUGCUUCACAAAAAGUAGUCAUGGUAACGAAAGCAUCGUAGUUUUGUUUAACCCUAUUAGGAAACAAGUCGUAUCCCUGCAGCCAACACCAGCAGCAUAUCCAUCUCGGCGGCCUUCUCCUACACAAAAUGGCCUGACAUACUACGGGUUAGGCUUUGAUUGUUCAAAAAACACGUACAAGAUCGUUCGAGUGUUUGAUGAUGAAUCCAACAGUACUGCUUUUCAUGGUGAAGUAUUCACACUUGGUACGAACUCAUGGAGAGCCAUUCCCAAAGACCCUCCUUGUCGUUUAUUUGGAUUGCCUGUAUUUGCAUCUGGAAAUCUUCAUUGGCUUGCUUACCCUAGUGAUCAUGAUCAUGUAGAUGAACAAGGUCAUCAUCAUCGAGUAGGCUCUAAGAUUGUUUCGUUUGAUAUUUCCAAGGAAGAAUUUGGCUUGAUUUAUCCACCUAAAUUUAGGUGGCCGGGUUGUUUGCUUGAUCUAAAUGGAAAUUUGGCUAUUGUUGUCGUUGAUUGCUCGAUGCUCAGGCCGCCGCACAUCGAUAUUUGGGUAUUGAAGGAAUACGAAAGGAAAGAUCAAUGGGUCAAAGAGUACGAUAUUGAUCUAAAACCAGCAAGAACCUGUUUUUUCUUCAAUAGACUUGCAGCCAUUUUAGAGCUAGUGGAAUUUGACCGAGUGCUCCUAUUGAGGUGCCCUGGGAGGUUAUUUUUUUGUGAUCUAAAGACUGGUAGGGUAAGGCAGUUCUCUAUUCCAAAGCUCUGUUUUGGGACAGAGGCCCUUUGUCACAAGGGCAGCAUAUUAUCAAUUUCUGGGUUUCAGAAAAAUUAG
Molecule: messenger RNA, 1131 nt
Organism: Juglans microcarpa x Juglans regia
Lineage: Eukaryota; Viridiplantae; Streptophyta; Magnoliopsida; Fagales; Juglandaceae
Product: putative F-box protein At4g38870
Exons: 1
Coding region: 1-1131 (376 amino acids)
Molecular function (GO): protein binding
Source: RefSeq, a predicted model, not a curated record